CGUCGCCACGAGUGCCCUACCUGCGGGAAAAGGUUCAAAAAAAAAUCCCACGUCCGCAACCACCUCUUGACGCACACCGGCGAACGCCCCUUCCACUGUAAGGAGUGCGGCAAGAGUUUCAACUCUCAAGCCAACCUUCUCCGGCAUCGCCUCACCCACACCGGCGAACGCCCUUACGAAUGCGACGUUUGCCACAAACGCUUCACCCAAUCUUCCACCCUUCGCCAACAUCUCUUCGUCCACAGUCGCCGUUAUCCCUACAAAUGCCCGGAGUGCGGCGUUCGUUUUCACCGCCCUUACCGCCUCCUCAUGCACCGCUACCACCACACCGGCGAAUAUCCUUACAAAUGCCAACAAUGCGGUCGCUCUUUCCUUCUCCGCCGCCUCUUGGAAGUCCACGAGCUCAGCCACCUUGGCCGUCAACCUCACCUCUGCGCCGCUUGCGGCGCCGCUUUCGCCACCCCGCUCCGUCUCGGCGAACACAAGUGCGGCAAAGCCAACCGUCGUUUCGAGUGUCCUACUUGCGGGAAGAAGGUAGGCUCGGCCGCG
This is a messenger RNA of Egretta garzetta (little egret), 549 nucleotides long. Its product is annotated as zinc finger protein 574-like. Gene Ontology annotation, cellular component: nucleus. The annotation marks the transcript as partial. Lineage: Eukaryota; Metazoa; Chordata; Aves; Pelecaniformes; Ardeidae. The record is from RefSeq and is a predicted model, not a curated record. The transcript has a single exon.